Archocentrus centrarchus (flier cichlid) is the source of this 3321-nucleotide messenger RNA. RefSeq names its product CCAAT enhancer binding protein zeta (gene cebpz). The coding region runs from base 24 to 3290 and encodes 1088 amino acids. The transcript is spliced from 17 exons. The record is from RefSeq and is a predicted model, not a curated record. Gene Ontology annotation, cellular component: nucleus. NCBI's taxonomy places the organism in Eukaryota, Metazoa, Chordata, Actinopteri, Cichliformes, Cichlidae.
GGUCUCCUCACGCUGUGGAAAGCAUGGCAGCGAAAAACAAGCAGCGAAAAAAGUCCAAAGCGACGAAAAAAGUGACGUUUGAGUCCAAAGACAAAGAGCCGGAGGCGGAAAACAACGGCGGAGAGGAAGAUGGAGGUGAAGGGAAGAAGGAGAAGAGAGAGGAAGAGGAGCUCAGUCUGGAGGAGGUUUUACGGCUCGGAGGAACUCAGGCCGACUACGUCCUCCUCGCCGGCAUCGAUGACUCCAAUGAGCUCGUCGAUGGUGGUAUGAAAGGAGCGAUAGACGACCUGGAGGAAGGCGAGCUUGAGAAAUUCAUCACCAAGCUGGGCAUCCGGGCAUACACCACACAGCAGUUUGUAGCAGAUGAGCCCGAGGGCGAUGCAGUCGCUGCUAACGAGAAGAAAACUGAAAAGGCCAAAGUGGAGAAAGCAGAGGAGACGCCGUCCGCGGCUCAGCCAUCCGCCGCUCAGCCGAACGCCGCUCAGCCGAACGCUGUCGAUAAGAAGCAGAAGAAGUCAGCAUCGAAAAAGGUGAAGCAGAGUGCCAACGUGUUUGAGUUUCAGCAGCGACAGGUGCUGCUGAUCAAACCCGGCGGGAAGUGGUUCGAGCUAGAGUACGCAGAGGAGGGCUCCUCGGCGCCACAGGACGCCUCGCUGGUCUCGCAGUACAAGACGCUCGCCCAGCAGCUGUUCGAGGCCGAGGUGAACAUCUACAAGACCAAGAAGAGCCUGCAGAAAGGAGCCAACUCCGCCUGGAUGAAGACCGUCGUCUCCUCCGGCGUGUUGGCGGACAGGAUGGCGGCCAUGACAGUUCUAAUCCAGGACGCUCCGGUUCACAUGCUGGAGCACGUGGAAAACCUGGUUUCCAUGGUGAAGAAGAAGGGCAGCCGGCGGAUGGGCCUGAUGGCCAUGGACACACUGCGGGAGCUGCUGCUGUCCAACCUGCUGCCCGAGGGCAGGAAGCUCCGCACCUUUGCACAGCACCCAUUCGAUCAGCUGGAGGAGAAGGCCAGCGGCAACCGCGACGCCCGCGACCGCCGCCUCAUCCUCUGGUACUUCGAGCAUCAGCUGAAGCACCACAUGGCUGAGUUCGUGGUGGCGUUGGACUCGUUGGCUCACGACACGGUGCCCGCUACCAAGGCAAAGGCGCUAACCACCGCCCACGAGCUGCUGUGCAGCCGCCCCGAGCAGGAGAAGGCGCUCCUCACCCAGGUGGUCAACAAGCUCGGAGACCCCGAAUACAAGACGGCGGCGAAGGCGUCCUACCUGCUGGAGACGCUGCUGCACAAACACCCCAACAUGAAGGUGGUGGUGUGCUGCGAGGUGGAGCGGCUCCUGUUCCGACCCAACAUUAGCUCGAAAGCGCAGUAUUACGCCAUGUGCUUCCUCAGCCAGGUGAUCCUGAGCCACGACGAGGCCGAGCUCGCCACCAAGCUCAUCACCAUCUACUUCUCGUUCUUCCGCGCCUGCGUCAAGAAGAAGGACAUCGAAUCGAAGAUGCUGAGCGUGCUGCUGGCGGGCGUGAACAGGGCGUAUCCUUACACCAGCGCUGGGGACGAGAAGGUGAGGGAGCAGAUGGACACGCUCUUCAAAGUGGUUCACCUGGUGAAGUUCAACACGGCCGUGCAGGCGCUCAUGCUGCUGUUCCAGGUGAUGGACUCCCAGCAGAGCAUCUCAGACCGAUACUACGUGGCCCUGUACAGGAAGCUGCUGGACCCCGGGCUAUCAUCGUCCCGGCAGAACAUGUUCCUCAACCUGCUGUACAAAUCCCUGAAGGCCGACGUGGCGCUGAGGCGGGUCAAGGCCUUCGUGAAGCGGCUGCUGCAGGUCAGCGCCGAGCAGAGCGCCAGCUUCACCUGCGGGGCGCUCUUCCUGGUGUCAGAGGUCAUGAGGGCCAAACCGGGCCUCAAGAUACUGCUGCAAGAAGAGGGCGGGGAUGAGGAGGAGGAGGAGUUCAAAGAUCUCACUGCAGACGAGGAUGACGAUGAUGGAGAGGAGAGAUUUGUGGAUGCCGACAAACUGGAAGAAGGAACGAGCGUUGAGCCAGAGGAGGCCAAGCCUGCGGCAUCAUGGGUACAUCACCAGAACCUGGAAGGAAUGAAGAGCGCUCAGAUCUACGACCCGCUGCACAGAAACCCGUUAUUCUGCGGCGCCGAUCGCACGACUUUAUGGGAGCUGCAGAAGCUCGCUCUGCACUUCCACCCAUCGGUGUCGCUGUUUGCAAAAACCAUUCUGCAGGGAGACUUCAUCCAGUACUCCGGCGACCCUCUGCAGGACUUCACCCUCAUCCGCUUCCUGGAUCGAUUCGUCUUCCGAAACCCCAAACAGCUCAAAGCAGAACAACACACCGACGCUGCUCUGCUGAAGCCCAGACACAGAUUACCUGUCAGCUCUUUACCAGUUAACAGCGACGAGUUUCUGUCGAAAGAAGAAAGUCAAGUUCCCGUCGAUGAAAUCUUCUUCCAUCGCUUCUUCAGGAAACGGCAGCAGGAGAAACGGCAGCGUGGGCCCAGAGGAGGAGGUGAUGAUGACAGCGUGGAGGACGUGGAUGACGACGAGUUUGAGAAACUUCUUGACAACUUUGAGGGCGACUCGUACUUCGCCGACCUGGCCGACGCUGAUCUCGACUUUGCAGGGAAUGUGAAGAGUAAAAAAGGUAAGAAAUCAGCAGAGGAUUUGGACUCCAAUGAGGACGACUCGGACAUGGACGACCUGGACGAUGAGGAGGUGUCUCUGGGCAGCAUGGACGAGGAAGACUUCGGAGACGAACUGGAGGAGGAAGGAGGGACGUUCAUGGAUCCUGAUGGAGGUGAAGAAGACGACGAUGAUGAAGUUCCUGAGCUGGAGGAUGAAGAUGCCCUGGAGGAUGAAGAUGCUGCAUUCGGAGAUUCAGACGAUGAGGAGAUGGAAGCUCCAGACAUCACUCCGCAUCCCAAGAAGGGGAAGAGGAAGUCCUCCGAGGCGCUCGACUUCUCCGGAUCUUUAGGUUCCAAACAGAAGAAGAAGAAAGAGAAGAAAGAUGCAGCCAUGUUUGCUUCUGCUGAACAGUUUGGCUGCCUGCUGGACGAGAACGCCGGCUCCAAGUUUGACAACAUCGGGCUCAACGCCAUGGCCAACGCCGACAAAGCAGGUUUGAAACAGCUGAAGUGGGAGGCUCAGCGCGACGACUGGAUCCACGGCCGCGACGCCAAGACGCUGCGCAGGAAGAAGACCAUGUUCAGCAAGAAGAAGAUGUUCAGCGGAGCCAAGACAGGAAGCAGGACGUUAGGGAGCAAGAAGAGGAGGAAGUAGAUGAUGAUGAUGAUGAUGGAGCCUUCAGUCC